This is a messenger RNA of Lachancea fermentati, 939 nucleotides long. Lineage: Eukaryota; Fungi; Ascomycota; Saccharomycetes; Saccharomycetales; Saccharomycetaceae. The record is from the annotation of a GenBank genome assembly.
AUGACUGCAUCUCCUAUUGUUAUCACCGCCAUUUCGCAUGGUAAAGAAUUGACCAAAAACUUUCAGCAAGAGUUUCUUAACUUUUUGAACAAGCUUAAUGAAUCCAGUGUUGAUGAAGAACGUGCUCUUUCCCCAAGAGCCCAUGACUUUUACCUCAGGUCCAGCAGCAACAUAGAAGUUCUCAAGAACAGUAUUUAUCAGUAUCCAGUGGAGGAUGUGGAUAUCAUCGUUCAGGCAAACACCGAAUACCGCAAAAAGAAAGGUCUUGUAGUCUUUGAUAUGGACUCGACCUUAAUUUACCAAGAAGUAAUUGAAUUGAUUGCCGCUUACGCACAAGUUGAGGACCAAGUCGCUGAAAUUACAAACAGAGCCAUGAACAACGAGCUGGAUUUCAAACAGUCGCUGGCCGAACGCGUCUCUCUGCUCAAGGGCAUCAAAACUGCAACCUUAUACGACGAGAUUAAAGACAAAUUGAAGGUUACAGAGGGUGUUCCCGAGCUAACAAAAGGUUUGAAGAAAACUGGUUGCAAAUUAGCGGUUCUAAGUGGAGGUUUCACUCCCUUCGCUAACUUCAUGAAAGACACACUACAACUUGACUUUGCUCGUGCCAAUGUUUUGGCCACAGAGGCUGAUGCUACUUCAGGAGAAACAAUUCUAAGUGGUUACACAGUUGGUGACGUUGUAGAUGGAGAGUGCAAGGCGAAGACUCUACUAGAAUUAGCUGAGGAAUAUAAUGUUCCCGUUGAAUCAACCGUUAUGGUGGGUGACGGCGGUAACGACUUACCUGCAAUGGCGGUUGCCGGUUUCGGAAUUGCGUGGAAUGCUAAGCCCAAGGUCCAAGCUGCUGCACCAUGCAAAUUGAAUACGAACUCUUUGCAAGAUGCUUUCUAUAUCUUCGGCUACACAGACAACGAGAUAGCUGAGCUUCUCGAGAACUAA